AUGUGAAUUGCCUUGAAACUAGUACAUUUGGCUCCGGGUUCCUUGUUUUGUUUUUUAUAUAUAUAUAUAAAUAAUACGAAAUGGGUGCGUUAAUAUUUUGAAAUAAGGAAUUUGCUCACCCUUACAGGCGGUUGGAGGAUUCUGUAGUGUUGUUACAUCAGGUUUUUGUCUAUUGUCAAAGUUGGGAGAAGGAGUGAAACGCUUGCUGGACCAUGAGUGAGCUGGAGCAGUUGCGGCAGGAGGCAGAGCAGCUGCGCAAUCAGAUCAGAGAUGCCAGGAAAGCAUGCAGCGACUCCAGCCUGUCCCAGAUUACAGCUGGUCUGGAUUCAGUUGGUAGGAUCCAGAUGAGAACGAGGCGGACACUCCGAGGCCAUUUAGCCAAAAUCUACGCCAUGCACUGGGCUACUGAUUCUAGGUUACUAGUUAGUGCCUCACAAGAUGGCAAACUCAUCAUUUGGGACAGCUACACCACAAACAAGAUUCAUGCCAUUCCAUUAAGGUCAUCAUGGGUGAUGACUUGUGCCUAUGCUCCCUCAGGGAAUUAUGUAGCCUGCGGAGGCCUGGACAACAUCUGCUCAAUCUAUAGCCUUAAAACCCGUGAGGGCAAUGUCAGAGUCACUAGAGAACUUCCUGGACACACAGGUUAUUUGUCUUGUUGUCGCUUUUUGGAUGAUAGUCAGAUAGUCACCAGCUCUGGAGAUACUACUUGUGCUCUGUGGGACAUUGAGACUGGUCAGCAGACCACCACAUUCACAGGGCACAGUGGAGAUGUGAUGAGCCUGUCACUCAGCCCUGACUCUAAGACCUUUGUGUCAGGUGCCUGCGAUGCAUCCUCAAAAUUGUGGGACAUCCGAGAUGGAAUGUGCAGACAGUCUUUCACGGGACAUGUUUCUGAUAUAAAUGCUGUCAGUUUCUUCCCAAAUGGUAAUGCGUUUACCACAGGCUCGGACGACGCCACUUGUCGUUUGUUUGACCUUCGUGCAGACCAGGAACUGAUGAUGUAUUCACACGACAACAUUAUCUGCGGCAUCACUUCCGUGGCCUUCUCUAAGAGUGGCCGCCUGCUGCUCGCUGGCUAUGAUGACUUCAACUGCAAUGUAUGGGAUACUCUAAAGGGAGAGCGUGCAGGUGUUCUAGCUGGGCAUGACAACAGAGUCAGCUGUUUGGGGGUAACCAGUGAUGGCAUGGCUGUGGCUACCGGUUCUUGGGACAGCUUCCUUAGGAUAUGGAACUGACCUCACUGGGUUGGACUUUGGGAGCCACGCCUUCUGAUCACACAAUUACUGUAGUGCACCGCUGCCACACAGGACCCUUCCCUCUCCAUCUCCUCCUUAUAGAUGCCCUAAUUUUCUUCAUCUUCUCUCUUUCUUAGACCACAUUAUCCCAUCAUCCUGCAGUCAGUUAAAGAGGUGAGGACCAAUAGCGAUACCUCUGACUCGAGGUGGGGGACAGACUGUGUUGUGUACAGUAUAUUUCUGCAAUUCUGUGUGCUUGUAUGUAUAACAUAUGCACUUCUGACAGUGUUUGGAUGUUCUGGUGUGUGGAUACUUGUGAUUGGUAUCUUAACUGUCCCUUUUUUUUCUGCUUAUUUUCUUUGUCCCGAAUCACAGUGCUUUUUGCCAGACACAGUGGCCAGUGUAAUUAACUAAGGGUUUAGGCUGCCACAGUAUUGUAGGCCAUAAGUGUUUGAUCCUCUACCUUAAUUUAGUUAGCAUCAGGUAGCAUCAGUGUUGGUUCUUUUCUACCAUAAAUGAUCCAGGCUGAGCUUGGUAAUGUAUAGUUGUGAGAGAAACACUGACGCCACUGAGCUUGUGUUUUCCAUCCUCUACCGACUCAGUGUAUUAAACUGUAUUACAGCCAGCACAGAAGGAUUUUCAUUAAGCCCGUCUGUCCAUCUGUCUUUACUAUCACUAGAUACACUAUCUGACAUUUGCUGCUUUGCAUAUUUAUUUGGCUGAAUAUAUGAUACAUGUAUGGUUAAAGGGAUAGUUCACCCACAAGUGUAAUUAGUUGUCAUUUGCUCACCCUUAUGUUGUUCUAAACCUGUAUAACUUCAGUUUUUUGUUCUGCUAAAAUCAAAAGAACAGUUCUAAAGAAGACUGUGCUGUUUUCCAAAAAAUCACAAUAUUUAAGUACUGAUGCAUUUAUGCUUAAUGGAUCCAAAAACCCUUAAAAUGGAUAUGAAAGUAUUCCAGAUGACUGCAUUCCAAGUCGUCUGAGGACAUACAAAAGAAUGAGUGAGAAACAGACUGAAAUUUGGUCAAAGUUGGUCAUCUAAAUUUAGCGACUCCAGAUUGAGUGGGUUGAAUGAACUCCUGAGUCGAAUCAGAAUGAAACAUUUCAUAAACACUCCAAGGAGUCCUGUUACAUAUGUUAUCAGUGAAUUACGACUUUGUUAUUCACCAAAAAUGUUUUGUAUGUCUUCAUAAGACAUGGAGCAGUACACCUAUCAUAUGGACCACCUUCAUGUGUGGACGCACAAAAAUCAAAUAGUUUUGCAAUAACUUGAGGGUGAGUAAGUGAUGACAUUUUAAGCAAAACUAUUUCUGUAAAGUUUAAGUCUUUUUGUUUUGAUCCAAACACCAAGCAUGGCCUUGAUGCUUUGUGUGACUUUGCCACUGAUGAGCAGGCUGGAAUUGUAACCUGAUUCCUAACAAAGAGGCCUUGGUCACUGCCACUCUGACAAUGUCUGCCUUUUUACACACACUAUGAACACUUGCCAUCUGAGAUGAAGACCUAGCUAGGACUGUAUGCUUUUGCACUAGAAAAUAGUCAUGUGAGACUGCACACACUGGUGUUUCUGCACUCGUUUGAAUUAAUGUGCUUCAGCUCUGUGACAAAAAAAAAACUGUCAUGGACCACAAGCUACACUGUGCAUAUUUAGACACAAAUGUGUGUAUUGAAGGUAUAAAUCCCUCUGUCUGUUUCUGUAAAACAACAACAACAAAAAAAGCAAGCCUUAAACGCAAGUCAUUUUUCACUUGAACCACCAGUAAUCACCUUAAAUUUGUGCCAGUCAGUGUGAAUAAAUGUACAGGCUGGCUUUGUGAGCAUAUAAAAAUAUGUACAAAGGUUAUGCUUUUCAUUGUGGUUGUUUAGUUUUAGACUUUUUUUUUUUUUUCAGGCAAGUUUUUUGACAUUAAUGAUAUUUACAUUUCCAAUACUAGUUUGCAUUCAGUAUUCUGUAUCGUUUUGUGCUAUUUCAAGAGUUUAAUAUAUGACAUUACUGUUCAUCAGGUAAAUUUCAUUUCAAUCAUGCAAUUACUUAUGUUAUGAAAGGACAUCCAACACGUGGAAGUUAUGGACCUCCUGUUUUGAGUGUUUACAACAUUUAGGCAGUUAUUAUUUAGGUAAUUAAGGUACAUGAAGAACUUUGCAUAGUGCAAUGAAGGCAAAAAGGGUUUUAACCUGAAUUGAUUUAGUAAAACCAACAUAAUUCAUAUGACAUCCAAUUGUCCUCCAGGUAUAGCCUUUUGUAGUCGUUUAAAAGACUUGAAAUGUUUCGUCUCAAUACAAUACAAGUUCAAAACAAUCAACAAUGUACAGUACACUUACAAGUAAAUUAACUUAUGCCUUUUUAUUCUGGGAAAAUGAGGCACCUGCAAUUAAAAUAAAUGGUGAACAGCAUUUGUGCACAUGUAAAUUUGGCAGUUAUAUUUGUAUUAUUUGGGUUUUGUAAAUUGUCAUCACCAACAUCAUAAUAUCGCUAUGAUUUAGUUUCAUGUUAACACAGUCUGCAACUUUAGUUGCUAUACUUUUUUAAUGGCAUUUUUUAGUGUUUAUUGGUUUUGUUCUAAGUGUCUUCAUUCAUCCAUGAUUGUUGCUUUUUGUGUGUUUGUGAAGACUAAUACGAUUGACCUUAGCUCAUAUUGAAUCCAGAACAUUCAUUAGAUUUGAAGUUCAACCUGAACUUGCCAGUUAGUCCAUAAAGUACAUGAACAUGAUCGUAGGGAGCAGGCAACAUAAUAUCCUAUGGAUAUUUCAGCUAGCUUACUGAGCCUUAUCCUAUGGAUAAGAUCAAAUACUGUGCUAGCAAUACCACAAUCCAUUGACUCUGAGGGGGAGGUGGGGGGCAGCUUGCUUAAGUUUACAAAAUCCUUAACGGUAUAAAAAAUCAUGCAUGACCUUUAAGUUAGAACUUGACAAUUAAAUCGGCAUGCAGGUGGUUUCCAAAUGUGAAAAUGAUUGUGUUAGAACUAUCGUAUUAAAUGAUGCAGCUUAUAUUAUCCAGAUCUUUGCAAUCACUUUUUCUUUCAUUUAAAGUAGGCACUCAGCACAUAACUUAUGAUGUGAGGCUUAAAUAUUUGUAUUUUUUGAAGAAGUUUUCCCUUACAACAUUUGCUUUCCACGUGCUGGCCUUCUUGCUAAAGGCAGUGACAGCUUAGUUUUUCUGAAUUUGAAUUUAACCAAGGUUGUUUUUACAGGGGUGGUUAUGCUGACAAGCAUUGAAAUUACAGCACUGAAACCCCAAGGCAGACUGGCAGCAGUUAAUGUCUAAAAUGGAUAACAAUAAUACAAAGAAAUACUCUAAAUACUCUAAAAAUUUAAGUGAAUAAAGAAGUAAAUGCAGCAUUGGCUGUAGCGUGAUCACAGAUUCGAUGUAUCACAUUGAAGUGUUGUUUAGCUUUGCUUUCACUUGCUACAGAAACUUUUUCAUUUAUAAACAUACAGGACACAAAUAACCGAAGUGCAAUCUGUUAAGCAUAUUAACAACAUACUGUCACCAACCCUCAAACAAAUUGUGGUUUACCAAAGAGCAAGCGUGCUUGAUUCAUAGUGGUUUUGAUGUAUUUUAUAUAGCGAUAGAUCUACUUCCUAAUGGGUGCAAAAUAAAUGAUCCUUGCUGAUGUAAUGGACAAGAUAUUUGGAUGGUCCUGCAAAUGCUGUAACUAUUUGAUUUAAAAUCAGAUGAUUUUGAUUUUAAUUCACUUAUACGGUAAUUAUUAGUUGCCCCUCCCUAGUGUGUGUGUAUAUAUCAUGGACAAAACCAGCAGACAUAACUGCCUCUUGAUUCUAACAUACAUUCCUCUUAAUUCACUUUAAAUGCUUUAUUGACAACAGAUUUGUAUUAUUUACUUCAUGCUGGCUCAGAAAACAAUGAUGUCUUGCUGUGGGAUCUUUUUUAUUUAGUUUUUUAACAGAAUUUGUUUGUAUUCGUACAGUGGCAGUAAAACCUGUUAUUAUUUGUUGUCGUAACCAAUAAAUGCUUUUCAUCAAGA
This is a messenger RNA of Carassius auratus (goldfish), 5219 nucleotides long. RefSeq names its product guanine nucleotide binding protein (G protein), beta polypeptide 4a (gene gnb4a). Gene Ontology annotation, biological process: signal transduction. Lineage: Eukaryota; Metazoa; Chordata; Actinopteri; Cypriniformes; Cyprinidae. The transcript has 10 exons. The record is from RefSeq and is a predicted model, not a curated record. Gene Ontology annotation, molecular function: protein binding. Bases 213 to 1235 code for a protein of 340 amino acids.